UAAGGUCCCAGCAUCUCAAUACUUGAGCUUCAUCAAGCCAUCUCAUAAGAAAACCCGAUUUUUUACUUUUUCAAUUGCUGAUCAAUGCUGUUUAAACACAUUCAAUUCCUGUCUUAUUCAAUCCAGUCAAUCCCCUUCAAUUAUUCUCUUCCAAUGGAAGAAUUGAAACAAUUUACAGAUUUACAUACUUUUUGAAUUCAAGGACAAUGCACUUUUUCCAAAAAAAUUUAGGGUAAAAAAGAAAUGGAAUUUUUGUAGACUGAAAAUAGAACGAAACAGUUGAAAACCUAUCUCAUCAAGCGCUGCAUUCAUAUGAAUCACUGUUAAACCUGCUGUGUUUACUCUUUGAAGUCCCCGGAUUACUGAAUGAAUCAAAGAAAUGGAGAAAUCCCAAAUGAAAAAGUUGAUAUGUUUGGUGAGACUGCACCGCGAAGUAUGGUGGAAUGGAUUCUCGGAAUACAUAGAAGAAGUCUGGCCAAUCUGGAAUUCCAUAGGUGCUCAAUUGAAUCCCCCAAUUUCAGGAUAUCAGGCGUGGUCCACCUUCUUGAAACUUGGAGAGUUUUUCUACACCUUGCUGAAAUUGAAGAGACAGAGUGAGGAAACUUUCACACCUGUGUGGGAGUAUUUCGAGGACCUCCAGUUUCUGCUGACACCAGAAGAAAUCCCUUAUGAGACUCCUAGUGCAAGUGAGGAGGAGGUGCAAAGCGAUUAGCCUUAGUUAUUGAUCAUGAUGGAAUAAUUCAAAUAAUUUCAUUGUUUACUUUUUUUUGUUAAUAACCAAUAAGCAUAUC
Messenger RNA from Diachasma alloeum, 791 nucleotides. RefSeq lists its product as uncharacterized. Bases 380 to 712 code for a protein of 110 amino acids. The record is from RefSeq and is a predicted model, not a curated record. The transcript is spliced from 2 exons. NCBI's taxonomy places the organism in Eukaryota, Metazoa, Arthropoda, Insecta, Hymenoptera, Braconidae.